Molecule: messenger RNA, 3488 nt
Organism: Procambarus clarkii (red swamp crayfish)
Lineage: Eukaryota; Metazoa; Arthropoda; Malacostraca; Decapoda; Cambaridae
Source: RefSeq, a predicted model, not a curated record
CACACACACCACACACACACACACACACACACACACACACAUACACACACAUACAUUACCAUGCUAGCAGUCACUAAGUUGGUGGGAGAAGAGUCAGUCAGAAGGCAGCGUCCGCCCUCACCGCACGCACGCACGCGCGCAACGCUCCUCACUCAAUAGCGUACACGCCCAGCCAGGCGGGUGAACGAGCUCGUCUAGAAGAGUAACGAUCGUUAGACGCCAACCACCUCUCGGCUGUGGUUUUUCGAGUCGCUUGCUAAACGAUAGCGACUGGACCCGACGGUGUUGAAGUGGGUGUUUAGCCUUCAGUGGGGAGCUGACUGGAGCUGUGGGCGGCCGGCGGGAUGGACGACUUGCUUGGUUGACAGGCAGCCAGUCCCCGACAGGACCUGGGAUACGAGGACAAGGACCUGGAAUACGAGGACAAGGAACUAGGUCACAAGAACGGUGUGAAGGAACUGGAUACCUGGACAAAAGAUCAGUGUAUACAUAUAUACAUAUACACAGUAAAUACAUAUACACGUUAGGCUUGUAUCGAGAGUCCAAGAGAUAAUAGCUCGAUUCUGCAGACACAAAUAGUAAAUACACACACACACACACACACACACACACACACACACACACACACACACACACACACACACACACACAGAUGUGGAUAUCCGGUGUGUUGUGUAUACUGCUGCUCCCUCACUCGUCCGCAAUACACUCGCUCGUCCGCAACUCACUCGUCCGCACGUUACCUGGCUGCGUGUUCUUCCUCUCGACCAUCUCCUCUCGUGUGCAUCUCUGCCAAAUCAGCAGACACCAUGCGUAGCGUCAUAGGCACCAUCCUCACCAUCACCACCUCCCUCCAGGUCCUACAGCCAGCAAGAGCUGUGGACAGCUGGGGAGAGGAGUUCUGCCGCGCCUCACUCUGUGGAAUCAUGCCCCCUGCCCGCUGGAAGGGCUGUUGUGUGACCUACCGCCGCUGCUGCGCCUACGUCGAGUAUGUCAGCCCCCAGGGUCCGUUCUCCUUCGAGGAACCACUGUCAAAUACUCAAGAGCUGUUCUUAGUGCCGAUAAAACCUCCAGAGGCGUCACAAAAGCCUUCAGCAGUAGCAAGAAAUCCCCCAUCAAGGUCUUUGCCGCUCCAGGAAGCCUCGACAUCACGCAUUCAGGCGGACCAGCCCCAACCCGGAGCUCUCCCAAGGCCCCAAGCCAGGCCCCAAGCCAGGCCCCAAGCCAGGCCCACAGCCAGGCCCCAAGCCAGGCCCCAAGCCAGGCCCCAAGCCAGGCCCCAAGCCAGGCCCCAAGCCAGGCCCCAAGCCAGGCCCCAAGCCAGGCGCCCGCCGCCCAUUAGCUACUCACUGGUCAAGCCUCGACCACCGUCCGGCGCUUCUAAACAACCUCCGAGGACCUACAAUGACGUCAUCAGGAAGGUGGACGCGAUGCACUGCAAGGCCAAGUACUGCAGUCUGCUGGGAGCUGACAAGCAGAGGCGCUGCUGCGACGUGUACAGCCAGUGCUGCGCCUACGCCAACCUCCCUCACAGCAACAAUCCCUUCUACUUCGAGAAGAACCCUGUGAACUACUAGCCAGACCAAUGGAAUGAUUGACACUCCAGACAUCAGACGUCAAUCAUCCGUCAGUCAUCUGUCAGCCCGUAAACCUGUCAGCCAAUCGCUGUUAAACGUCAAGCUUAAUGCCGAACUUUCUGAUCAACCAAAUCGGCUCCAAUUCAUGGAUUCUCCUCUCGAACACCAGAUGAAGAAGAUCACCAGAUGAUCCUACACAUACGCCGGCUCGAUGAGCAUUUAAAUGUGUUUUUUAACUAUACUGGCGAUAUAGAUCUACUCAACCUCUGCUAGUCUCAGUGCGCUCUCUCUCCUUCUCUCUCUCUCUCUCUCUCAAUUACGUAUAUUAUCAUCACCUCAAAAACCCAUAAUUUAAGAGUGUAUCAAGCGGCAUCGCAUAGAAACUCCCUCAUAACGAAUAUUGUCAAAAUGUAGAGAAGUUGAAGAAAUAUAUUGAAAAGUUGCGGUCUUGUGCUCCAAGCUGCUCAAAACUGCGUCCCGGUGUUAAGCAGUUGCCUGACUUCCAUUUUAAUACACCCAGCUGUUGUACCAUUAGUUUGAAAACAUUGCGAGCUUUCAGCAGUCAGAUCCCCGCAUAUGGGAAGGCAAGUGCUCGUUUUCAUCAAAUCCUCGCCAGCCAAAUUUGGUGAAAUGAGACAGUUUUACCGAGAAAGCUUUCGUAACUUUGAGAAAUUGUAAGUUUCGCCUAAACUAUUUUUGUAAAAAGCAUGUAUGAGUAUAUUAUAUAUACAUUAUAUUUUAUAUUAUAAAGUAGUAGUGUGAGUGAAGAAAGAUGAACAUUCUAUACCUGCAAGAUCUUCAGUGCUUAUUUUCCUAUAGGAAAAUAGAGCUAUAUUGAAGGCUAUUUUGCUAGAUAAGGCAUUUCAAUCCGCCUCCUGGUUCUAUUACUCUUUCCCCACUUCUCCUUUCUUCCCCUUCCUCCCUCGCUCCCUCUCUAUCUCCCUCCUUCAUUCCCUGUAUCCUUCCCUCUCCUCUAUAUGAUUGCUGUGAUUGAUCAUAAGUGAUAUUUCAUUAUUCCUGUACCUACUUUUAGUAAUUUCCACUGGUGAAAUGAGUUUCUAUUAGUUGCAGUACAGGUACUCCUCAAGGCUGGAGGAGCACGUACAGUACCCCUCCAGCCUGGAGGAGCACGUGCAGGUACCCCUCCAGCCUGGAGGAGCACGUGCAGGUACCCCUCCAGCCUGGAGGAGCACGUGCAGGUACCCCUCCAGCCUGGAGGAGCACGUGCAGGUACCCCUCCAGCCUGGAGGAGCACGUGCAGGUACCCCUCCAGCCUGGAGGAGCACGUACAGGUACCCCUCCAGCCCGGAGGAGCACGUACAGUACCCCUCCAGCCUGGAGGAGCACGUGCAGGUACCCGUCCAGCCCGGAGGAGCACGUACAGUACCCCUCCAGCCUGGAGGAGCACGUGCAGGUACUCCUAAAGCCUGGAGGAGCACGUACAGGUACCCCUCCAGCCCGGAGGAGCACGUACAGGUACCCCUCCAGCCCGGAGGAGCACGUACAGUACCCCUCCAGCCUGGAGGAGCACGUACAGGUACCCCUCCAGGUUGGAGGACAAGUACAGGGACUUCUUUUGUAGUACAAACCAAUAAUUUUACCAAUAAUUUGAAAACUGUUGUGAUUACUUCAAUCAUUAUUACAAAUAUUAAGACAUUGACGUUCAAUUCAAGACAUACUUAUUGCAACUAUUUUUUUUUACUGUAAGCCUAAACACAUGCUUACAUGUGUUUAAAUUAUAAUUGUAUUACCACUCUCUCUCUCUAUGUAUUACUUCAACUUUAUUGCUGCCAGGAUCUAGGAUAUAUAUUUUUUCUUUAAGAAAAAUGGUUUAAAGUGCUUAAUAAAGUCAUACAUAUUUUAGGUAUAAGUCUUAACUAAAGUACAAAAUAUAUAUUACAUUUGAGCUUU